UAUGCUCGUUUACAUCUCUACGAGUACAUGCAGAAAGUUCAUCAAAUUGGCGCCCGUCUCCUGUAUUGCGACACCGAUUCCUUAAUCUAUGUUGGGAAGGUUGAUGGUCCACGUGUACCCGAAGGCGAAUCACUUGGGAAAAUGAAACGUGAAAUUCCUUCACGUCGAAUUCUGGAAUUUGUUGCUGGAGGCCCAAAGAACUAUGGCUACAGACACGUCGACACAAAUACAGGGAUGGAUGAGAGAGCAGAGCUAAAGAUCCGGUCUUUUCCUCUCUCAUAUGCUACACAUCAACUUCUGAAUUUUGACAGCAUGAAAAAUAUUGUGCUUGAACAUUUUGAUGUUGAUGGAAUAAUGUAA
Meloidogyne enterolobii is the source of this 360-nucleotide messenger RNA. The record is from the annotation of a GenBank genome assembly. Lineage: Eukaryota; Metazoa; Nematoda; Chromadorea; Rhabditida; Meloidogynidae.